Molecule: messenger RNA, 678 nt
Organism: Triplophysa rosa
Lineage: Eukaryota; Metazoa; Chordata; Actinopteri; Cypriniformes; Nemacheilidae
Product: neuropeptides B/W receptor type 2
Exons: 1
Coding region: 1-678 (225 amino acids)
Biological process (GO): neuropeptide signaling pathway
Cellular component (GO): membrane; neuron projection
Molecular function (GO): neuropeptide receptor activity; neuropeptide binding
Source: RefSeq, a predicted model, not a curated record
AUGAAAACCGUCACCAAUUUAUUCAUUUUAAAUCUGGCCAUCGCCGACGACCUUUUAACGUUGGUUCUGCCCAUCAACAUUGCCGAGCACUUGUUAAACUACUGGCCGUUUGGUGACAUUUUAUGCAAAGUGAUCCUCUCCAUAGAUCACUACAACAUCUUCUCCAGCAUCUUCUUCUUGGCUGUCAUGAGCGUGGACCGCUUUCUAGUGGUGGUUUCCACGUUGCGCUCCAAGCGCGUGUCCCACCGGACCUACAGGUUAGCCAAGACGGUCAGCAUCAGCAUCUGGGUUCUGGUUAUAAUCAUAGUGAUGCCCUUUACAGUUUUCGCCGAGGUGUGUGUCAGUACAGACGAUGCUGAGCGCAGGAAGAGUUGCGUCUUGAGUUUUCCAGUCCCUGAGAGUUUCUGGUUUAAAGCCAGUCGUAUUUACACGCUUGUGCUCGGGUUUGUCGUUCCAGUGUCAAUUAUCUGCAUCCUCUACAGUGUGAUACUCUACAAACUACGACGCACGCGACUGAAUUCAAACGGGAGAGCUCUGGACAAAGCCAGGAAGAGAGUUGUGAUGGUCUUCAUCGUACUUGCAGUUUGCCUGUUCUGUUGGACCCCCUUCCGCCUGAGUACAGUGGUCGCUCUUACCUCCGAUUUACCCAUUUUUAAUAAUUUAAUAAUGCACUUAUAA